AUGGACAGUCCUCUGUCCAAGAAGCAGAAAACCCAUGUAAGUCAAAACGAGGACUCUUCGUUCGAAGAAGACUCGGUUGACGUCACAAGAGCCUCGAGAUCAAGGACGCCUCGGAAGCUCGUUUUGGGAUCUCCCAGUAAGCAAUUUGCGGUCUCACAGCCUGGGAAUUCUUCGUCUUCUAAUGUGCCGUUCUUGCAACCCUUGAGAGACGACUUCCUAAGCUCUAGAAGCUGUGUUUAUUCGCAAUCGCCGCCUAGAUCGCCAAAUAGGUCCCCAACUCGAAAAUUAGAGCUCAUACAAUUGUCACCGACCAAAAAGACGAGACUGGAAAUACAAAAACUGCAAGAAACUCAAAAUGGGCUGCAGCCGGUCCAACGCCUCUGCAUUAGCCGUUUGGUGCUAACGAAUUUCAAAUCUUAUGCGGGUACGCAGGUCGUGGGGCCUUUCGACACCUCGUUCUCCGCUGUUGUAGGCCCCAACGGUUCGGGUAAAUCAAAUGUUAUCGAUUCGCUGCUUUUUGUGUUUGGAUUUCGCGCAAACAAAAUGCGGCAAGGAAGACUUUCCGACCUGAUCCAUAAGUCGGAAGCAUUUCCCGCCCUAAGCUUCUGUCAGGUCGAUAUCUUCUUCCAGUAUGUUCAAGAUGAGCCAGAUGGAAAGACCACUGUAAAUAAGACCAAGCAAGAACUCGUCGUUAGUCGGAAGGCUUGGAGAAACAGCUCAUCGAAAUACUACGUCAAUUGUACAGAGAGCAGCUUUACACAGGUCACGCAACUCCUGCGAAAGGAAGGCAUUGACAUGGAUCAUAAAAGAUUCUUGAUUUUGCAGGGAGAAGUUGAAAGCAUAGCACAAAUGAAGCCGAAAGCUGAAAAGGAAAGUGAUGAUGGACUACUAGAGUAUCUUGAAGAUAUCAUUGGUACAGCACACUAUAAACAGCUAAUAGAACAGACGCUUGUUGAGAUUGAGCAAUUAAAUGAGACGUGCCAAGAAAAAGAAAAUCGAUACGAGAUUGUCGAGCGAGAGAAGAGCUCAUUAGAAUCUGGUAAAGAUGAGGCUCUUGAGUUUCUCAGGAAAGAAAAAGAACUGACAAUUUUGCGAAGUAAAUUGCUUCAACAUAGCUUGUGGCAGAGUGAUACAAAGCUCACAAACGUCAAACAAAAAAAAAUCACACUAGAGGAAAAGCUAACCCGUGAGAGAGAAACUUACAUUCAUCAUCAACAAGAAGUCAAGGAACUAGAAGAUCAUUCUCGAAGUUUAAAGUCAAAGCUUGCAGAUUUGAAGGAAAAAGAACGAGCUCUCAGGCUAAAGAAACGAGACUGCGAUCGGGACAAGAUCUCAGCGGAAGAGAGGCUUAAGAAUCUAAAUCAAAAAAGAGUGAAGUCUGAAAAAUCUCAAAAUCUAACACAGGCCUCGAUUGGGAAAAUUGAGACAAAACUUAACGAACUGCUUAAAGGCCAAGAACAGUACGGUGGUGAGCUUGCAGAGCUAAAUGUCAAUUUGUGUGAAGAAAAGGGCAAAUUGGAUGAAAUCAAGCUUUCGCUGAAGGAUAAAACCGGUGCCAUUUCGGACGAAAUUGCGAAGAUCCAAAGAGAUCUUGAACCUUGGAACGCUCGCCUUCAGGCGAAAACAUCUCAGCUUAAACUCGAAGAGACCACGAUAUCAGUGUUGAAAGAAUCGCAUGUGAAGAUAAUACAAGAAAUAAAAGACGCUGAGAAUCAAGUUGUGUCUCUCAACGAAAGAACCGCCGAGCUCCGUGAGACAAUCUCAUCUCUCAAUAAAGAGGGAGUUAGUGUAAAAACACAGUUAAAGAUGGGUCAAAGCGAAUGCGACAACGCUACUGUCAAAAUAAAAGAAAUGAAAGCUGUUCUCACUGCCCACCGACAGCGAAGCGUAGAUGCCCGGUCAUCACUUUCCACUUUCGAGAAUAAAAACAAAGUUCUUGCGGCGCUAAUACGGCUCAAAAAAUCGGGUCGCAUUUCUGGAUUCUAUGGUCGUCUGGGGGACCUUGGUGUAAUUGACGACAAGUUUGAUGUUGCGAUAUCGACUGCUUGCCCGAGACUGGACGAUAUUGUUGUUGACACCGUAGAAUGCGCCCAACAAUGCAUAGAGUAUCUCAGAAAAAACAAACUUGGUUAUGCGAGAUUCAUUUUACUUGACAAGCUCAGAAAUUUCAACUUGAGACCGAUCCCGACGCCAAACAACGUCCCCAGACUUUAUGACCUGGUAAGGCCACACGACGAGAAAUUCAAAAAUGCAUUCUACAGUGUUUUGAGAGAUACACUGGUGGCAAAAGAUCUAGGAGAAGCAAACCGUGUGGCCUAUGGGAAACAGAGAUUUAGAGUUGUGACGUUAGACGGAAAGAUGAUCGAUCUAUCGGGAGCAAUGAGUGGUGGUGGUAACUAUAGAGCAAGCGGAAUGAUGAAAUCAGAACGGCAAGACGGCGCGAACACUUUCACAGCGGAAGAAGUUCAUCGCAUUGACGCUGAACUUGUUGAAAGGGAGAAGAACUUUCAGGUGGCAAGCGAAACUCUUCGUGAAAUGGAAGAAGCAUUGCAGAAGCUGAAAGAUAGGGAGCCGGAAAUUGAGCUGGACAUUUCCAAAAGGGAAAUGGAUAUCGAGUCUCUGCUCCUGGAAAUCAAGUCAAGUGAACAAAAACUGGCAAACCUUCGUAAGGAAGAUGUGCAGAAAAACUCCUCAAAUAAUGAUUUAUGUGUGGCAGAGGCCAAUGCGGCGACGCUAAGAAACGAAUGCAAAGAACUCAAGGAAGAGAUGAGGACCAAGAAUUGCGCUUUAAAAGAUCUUCAAGAACAAAUCAUGAAGAUAGGUGGUACAGGCCUCCAAAUGCAAAACUCAAAAGUUGAGUCUAUCACCCAGCAUAUUGAAAUCAUACUUGGAAAGCAAAAGACUGACAAGGCUGCCAUCCGGAAAGCGGAGAGCGAUUUGCGGCGCUUCAAGCGGCAAGACGAAGAUCUUACUAGAGAUGCUGCCAGUUUUAAGGAAGAGCUUCACGAAAUGGAAAGCGCACUUUCUGAGGCCAGUGAACGGCUUUGCGAGCUUGAUACAGAGCUUGAAAAACUGAGCGAUGAAUGUGCAAGUUUGGACGAGGAGUUUAAAGGGAUGGAGGAACUAUUGGAGCAGAAAUCGAAUGAAGACAAUGGAUUCAAAGUUCUAGAAGUUGACAUCAAUAAUCAAUUGGAGAAACUUCAGGAAGUAAUUGGGGUGGUGCAAAGAGAGCAUGCGUCACUUCAGCGCCAGAUCGAUGCAUUAAGGAUACGUGAUGUCACGACAAUACUGGAAAAGCUGGACGAAAAUAUCCUUCCAGAUGACUAUAUGCAAUCAGCACCAGAUGUAUCAGAAAAAUCACGAGGAAGCGAGGUUGGUGGUGGUGAUGAAGACAUGAUGGAUGUCGAUAUGUUGGAGAAAACCGAAGAACAGUCUUCGAAUGCGCCUGACGGUGCAGAAGCUCCUACUGGAAUGGAAAUUGAUAGCGGUUGUGAUGGGUCGUCCAGCCAAUUGAUCAAGUUGUCUUUGUCAGAGCUUGAAUUACUGGAUGUUGAGAGUAUUGCACUUGAAAUAGACCAGCUCAAAGACUUCAUUGAUAAUGCGCACAUCGAUAUUGAGGUCUUGGACGAGUACGCAAAAAGUCUGGCAGACUUCCGUGCCCGCAAAUUAGACCUGAACUCGGCAGUCGAUAAAAGGGAGCAGGUACGUCAAGUCUGCGAAGACUUGAAGAAAAAGAGGCUCGACGAAUUCAUGGAUGGCUUUAAUGCAAUUUCCAUGACUUUGAAAGAAAUGUAUCAAAUGAUAACUAUGGGAGGUAAUGCGGAGCUAGAACUUGUUGAUAGCUUAGAUCCGUUCUCAGAAGGCGUACUUUUCAGUGUUAUGCCUCCAAAAAAAAGCUGGAGAAACAUAUCCAAUUUAAGUGGUGGAGAAAAGACGUUGAGCUCUUUAGCACUUGUGUUUGCUCUCCAUAAGUACAAACCGACGCCUUUGUAUGUUAUGGAUGAGAUUGAUGCCGCGCUUGACUUCAGGAACGUAUCCAUUGUUGCGAACUACAUCAAGGAACGUACAAAAAAUGCCCAGUUUAUCGUGAUUUCUCUCCGAAACAAUAUGUUUGAGCUAGCGCAACAGCUGGUAGGUAUUUACAAAAACAGCAACAUGACGAAAAGCGUCGCGUUGCAAAACAAAGACUUGAUUGACAGGUCUUGA
This is a messenger RNA of Lachancea meyersii CBS 8951, 4206 nucleotides long. The record is from the annotation of a GenBank genome assembly. Lineage: Eukaryota; Fungi; Ascomycota; Saccharomycetes; Saccharomycetales; Saccharomycetaceae.